Messenger RNA from Trematosphaeria pertusa, 570 nucleotides. RefSeq lists its product as uncharacterized. NCBI's taxonomy places the organism in Eukaryota, Fungi, Ascomycota, Dothideomycetes, Pleosporales, Trematosphaeriaceae. The transcript has a single exon. The coding region runs from base 229 to 423 and encodes 64 amino acids. The record is from RefSeq and is a predicted model, not a curated record.
CCCGCCGCAUCGUCAUCAUCCUCCGCCGCUGGACAAACCACUAAGAAUACACAUACAAGGACCGCUGGAGACCAUACAGAAGCUCCUUCCGAACGAACCUUGGCCUCCGAUCAAGCCUUUUCCACAGCCGGCGGGGCGGAAGCUUGCGAGCCUUACCCAUUGACGGCGCUCCGAUAGUGCGAGACGAGUACUUGGCGUGGGCAAUAGAAGGAAGAAGAGCGUUAGAGUAUGCGCGCAUUGCCGUACAAACGCUAUAUACUGUCAACUGAUCCAUUAUCCGCUCGUUGCUUCAGCUACAUCGACUACUACAGCGUGACGUUCGACCACCUCGUCCCGGCCGAUGAUCCAGACCCAGAACUGCUAUCAUUGAAGUGGAUCAUGAUGACGGAGCAUUCGUCGACGGAUGCCGCUUGUUUCGCGUAGAUCUGGCGGGAUACACGGGGUUGAUGGCAGAGAGGGGCAAGGAGAUGGAGGCGCCCGUUAGGUUAACGCCAGCUGCAACGACGGAUAUCCCAACGAUCGGCAAUCGCUUCGGUUUGAGGUACGGGUGGUUUCGCGCCACCUAGCGGG